Molecule: messenger RNA, 3253 nt
Organism: Zonotrichia leucophrys gambelii
Lineage: Eukaryota; Metazoa; Chordata; Aves; Passeriformes; Passerellidae
Product: adhesion G protein-coupled receptor L1-like
Exons: 16
Coding region: 30-3248 (1072 amino acids)
Biological process (GO): cell surface receptor signaling pathway; G protein-coupled receptor signaling pathway
Cellular component (GO): membrane
Molecular function (GO): carbohydrate binding; G protein-coupled receptor activity
Source: RefSeq, a predicted model, not a curated record
CCUGGCAACCCGGGGCUGAGCUUCCCACAAUGCACCGCGGCCGCAUCGGCCCCUGCGCGGGCUCGGAUCCCCCCGCUGAGGUUGGGGGGUCCCCGCGCCCCUCCCCCACCAUGGCGCGCCCCUGCCCCGCCCCCGGCCCGGUUCCGCUCCCGCUCCCGGUUCCGUUCCCGGUUCCGUUCCCGGUUCUGGUGCUGCUGCUGGGGCUGCUGCCCUCGGGCUGCCACGGGCUGAUCCGGGGGGCGCUGCCGUUCGGGCUGGCGCGCCGGGAGCUGGCGUGCGAGGGGUACCCGCUGGAGCUGCGCUGCCCCGGCAGCGACGUCGUCCUGGUGGCCGACGCCAACUACGGCCGGACCGACGACAAAAUCUGCGACGCCGACCCCGGGCAGAUGGCGAACGUGCAGUGCUACCUGCCCCAGGCACAGCCCAUCAUGGCCCAGAGGUGCAAUAACCGCACUCAGUGCGUUGUGGUCGCCGGCUCCGACGCCUUCCCCGACCCCUGCCCGGGCACCUACAAAUACCUGGAGGUGCAGUACGACUGCGUGCCCUACAAAGUGGAACAAAAAGUUUUCGUCUGCCCGGGCGUCCCCCAGCGCGUGGGUCCGGCGCUGUCCACGCACGAGUCGCCGCACCAGGCGGGCGGCUGGUGCCGGGACCCGCUGCAGUCGGGGGACCGGCUCUACGUGCUGCCGUGGGUGCCGUACCGCACGGACACGCUCACCGAGUACGCGUCCUGGGCCGACCUGGUGGGCGCCCGGCCCGCGGCCACGCACCGGCUCCCGCACCGCGCCGACGGCACCGGCUUCGUGGUGUACGACGGCGCCGUGUUCUACAACAAGGAGCGCACCCGCAGCAUCGUCAAGUACGACCUGCGCACCCGCAUCAAGAGCGGCGAGACCGUGGUGGGCGCCGCCAACUAUCACGACACGUCGCCCUAUCGCUGGGGCGGCAAGACCGACAUCGACCUGGCCGUGGACGAGGAGGGGCUCUGGGUCAUCUACGCCACCGAGGGCAACGGCGGGCGCCUGGUGGUGAGCCAGCUGAACCCCUACACGCUGCGCCUGGAGGGCACCUGGGAGACGGGCUACGCCAAGCGGGCGGCCUCGGACGCCUUCAUGGCCUGCGGGGUGCUCUACGUGGUGCGCAGCGUUUACCUGGACGACGACACGGAGCACCUGGGCAACGCCCUGGUCUACGCCUUCGACACGCGGCGCGGGCGCGGCUCGGCGCUGGCGCUGCCCUUCCCCAACCCGUACCAGUUCGUGGCCUCGGUGGGCUACAACCCCCGCGACAACCAGCUGUACGUGUGGAACAACCACUUCCUGCUGCGCUACGGCCUCGACUUCGCGCCCCUCGACGGCGACGGUGCGGUGACCACGGAGCCGCCCAGCGCGGCCCCCCCGCGCCCCACGGCGCCCCCCAGCUCCGCCGCCCCCCCGUUCCCCUCCCCCACCGCCCGCCGGGGCCCCCCCCUCACCCCCCGGCCCGGGCCCCCCCCGGGACCCCCCCCGGGCCCCGCCCACAGCGCCGCCACCCCGGGGGGGUCCCCGGGACCCCCCAACAGCGGCCCCGGGGGGGCUCCCCCCGCCCCUCCCCCCUCCCGCCGCCCGCCGGGGGGGCCCGGGGGGGGCUCGGGGGCGGGGCCCGGGGCGGGGGCGGGGCCGGGGGGAACCGGGGGCGGGCCCGGGGGGGGUCCCGGGGCGGGGGGGCGGCUGUGCGAGGCGCGGGAGGUGCGCAGGGUGCAAUGGCCCGCGGCACAACAGGGAGCGCUGGUGGAGAGACCCUGCCCCAAGGGGACCCGAGGCAUCGCCUCCUUCCAGUGCCUGCUGGGGCUGGGGGUGUGGAACCCCCGCGGGCCCGACCUGAGCAACUGCACCAGCCCCUGGGUCAACCAGGUGGCACAGAAGAUCAAGAGCGGGGAGAACGCGGCGUCCAUCGCGGGGGAGCUGGCGCGGCACACGCGCGGGCCCGUGUUCGCCGGGGACGUCAGCUCGGCCGUGCGGCUGCUGGAGCAGCUCCUGGACAUCCUGGACGCGCAGCUGCAGGCGCUGAGGCCGCUGGAGAGGGAAUCAGCAGGGAAAAAUUAUAACAAGAUGCACAAGCGGGAGCGAACCUGCAAGGAUUACAUCAAGGCCGUGGUGGAGGCCGUGGAUAACCUGCUGCGCCCCGAGGCGCUGGAGUCGUGGCGGGACAUGAACGGCUCGGAGCAGGCGCACACGGCCACCAUGCUGCUGGAUGUGCUCGAGGAGGGCGCCUUCCUGCUCGCCGACAACGUCAAGGAGCCCGCGCGCUUCCUGGCCGCCCGGCAGAACCUGGUGCUGGAGGUGUCGGUGCUCAACACCGAGGGGCCGCUCCAGGAGCUCGUGUUCCCGCAGGAGCUGGGGGGUGACGGCUCCAUCCAGCUCUCGGCCAGCACCCUCAAACAGAACAGCAGGAACGGGGUGGUGAAGGUUGUCUUCAUCCUGUACAACAACCUGGGGCUGUUCCUGCCCACCGAGAACGCCACCGUGCGCCUGGGGGGGGACGGGGGGCCCCGCGCCCCCCAGCUCGUGGUCAACUCCCAGGUCAUCGCUGCCUCCAUCAACAAAGAGUCCAGCAGGGUCUUCCUGCGGGACCCCGUGGUCUUCACCCUGCCCCACCUGGAGACCAAGAACCACUUUGGGGCCAACUGCUCCUUCUGGAAUUACUCGGAGCGCUCCAUGGCCGGGCACUGGUCGAGCCAGGGCUGCCGCCUGCUGCGCUCCAACGGCACCCACAGCUCCUGUGCCUGCAGCCACCUGACCAACUUCGCCCUGCUGAUGGCCCGGAGCCAGAGCUUCCCGGGGCGGCUGAACGAGGUGCUGCUGUCGGUGAUCACCUGGGCGGGGAUCCUGGUGGCGCUGCUGUGCCUGGGCCUGUCCAUCUCGGCCUUCUGCUGCCUGCGGGGGCUGCCCUCGGAGCGCACCACCAUCCACAAGAACCUGUGCAUCAGCCUCUUCCUCGCCGAGCUGCUCUUCCUCGUGGGCAUCGACAAGACGCAGUACCAGGUGGCCUGUCCCAUCUUCGCCGUGCUGCUGCACUAUUUUUUCCUGGCGUCGUUCUCGUGGCUGUGCCUGGAGGGGGUUCACCUGUACCUGCUGCUGCUCGAGGUGUUCGACAGCGACCCCGCCCGCCGCAAGUACUACUACGCGGGCGGCUACUUCUUCCCCGCCGUCGUGGUGGCCGUGGCGGCCGCCGUGGAUCACCGCAGCUACGGCACCGACCAGGCGUGAGCAGG